ACCCCAAUGCAUCGAAAUCCUUAAAACAACGGGAGGAGGAGAAGAUGUUUUAUUCGCAUACGUUUUUGUCUCGUAAGGCUCCUCUCGGCACCGUAUGGUGCGCCGCCCAUCUCCAGCACCGCCUCAAGAAGUCCCAUUACACCGCCACCGAUAUCCCCACCACCGUCGAUCACAUCAUGUUCCCCGAAGUUCCCAUUGCAUUAAGAAUGUCAGGCCACCUUCUUUUGGGCGUUGUUCGGAUAUACUCGAAGAAAGUCGAAUAUCUUUACCAUGACUGCAACAUCAUCCUUAUUGGGUUAAGCAAGGUUUUUGCUCCCUCAAAAGUGACUCUGCCCGAGGAUGCAAUACGGGCGCAGGUUCAUGCUAUCACUUUGCCACAGACAUUGGACUUGGAUGCCAUGGAAUUGGAUGUCGAUGACUAUAACGAAGAAGCUGCAGAUAAUCAUCUCAGGAACCUAGAGGACAUAACACUUGCAGAUCAAAUUCCUGCUGAGAGUGAUCGUUAUGUUGCUAUCACUUUUGAUGAUGAUAUCAUGAUGGAUGAUACAUCACCUCAGGAAGCAUUUCACCAAUCUGGGUCCAUAGAGAUAAAUGACAUCCUUAAUGAACCUCCAGAGACCGGCUCAAAAGGCAUGAAUGAUCCUGCUCCAGACGAUCAGGUGCAAAGGCCUAGUUUUCAGGAUCCAGGUCCUAGUAAUCAGUUGGGAGUACAAAGUGAAGCAGAAGAUAUUGCAAGACAAGGUCCAAGUAAUCAGACACAAGUACUUGAGUCUGUUAGCAACGAUAGCUCUCAAGAUUUCCCGGAGAUGGAAACGAUGCGCGACGCUGCUCACGACUUUUCCACCGAAAACGACCCCACAGUAGGUCCUGACAACAGGGAUGAUCCAACUGAAGUGUCAGCUUCUUUGGAGCAAGUCCUGGAGGAGAAGGAAACCCGUACUCCUAGUUUGAACCUAUCAGCUUCUGGAGAGCUGCCUAUGCCUUUUCAGCAGCACUCUGAUCCUCCAGCUUCUGCUUCAAAUGUCCCCCCAGAGGCUUUCGUGGAUGCAUCACCUCAACUUGUUAUUCCACCAUCUCCACCGCCCGAGCAACCAAGAAGGAGACGACGGCGGAAUUUAUUUGACGAGAAGUUGGUGUUACCAAAUAGGGUGAUGAAGAGGGCACUUGAAGAUUGUAGUGGUAUAGUAAGGAAGAGAAAGAAAACCCCUUGCUCGGCUUUAGGUGUAUGGAAGUUGAAUAACGCUCGAAAAGCGGAACAUAUGUUUAAUGAGCCUUCAUUAACUGGGUUGAGUGAACAUUUAUGUAACAUGUUCAAAAAGGACGGUAUCUCCUUAAAUCCCCAGUUGGCAGUGCUGGAGGAAGUUAUCCCGGAACCUACAGUACUGCAGUCUGCUGCUCCUACAACCGAAGCUAUUAGGACACCAGCACCGGAUCAUAGAGUUGGUUCUUCUCCUGCUUCAGUACCUGAAGUUGACAUGGAAACGGAAUGUCUUCGUCACGACGGAAGCAAUGCUUCCGACAAUGUUGUUCCGGAAUUCGGAUCUUUGCUAGCCGGAUCCAUGCCUUCUCCAUUUAGGAGGGAGGAUUCCCCUUUCUCAGCUCACAGUUUAGAAUCAGAGUUAGCACCUAGAACUGCUAGCACAACAAAUAUUCCACCAUCGACCGGAACUCAUGCAUCUGAGAUUCCUACACCUAUGACAUUUUUGGAGCAGCAAUCAUGUCUGGGAAACUCCGGCUUUUCAACCAUUCCCGAAUUCAGGACUUCCGAAUCAGAUCUAUAUUUUCUAGAAGAAGAUAGUCAUACACCUACAGAAUCCGGAGCAAGCCAAGGGGUGGGAUCCUUAUCUGCAAGAACAAGGGCGGUGGCUAAAUACCUGAGAUGUCAUUCCCCUAUCACCCCAAUCUCAGAAGAUGGUAACGUGGACCUCAGUUUAAGCAAGAUCCUAGAAGGAAAAACAAGGAAAAUUUGUGCUCGGAUGUUCUUCGAGACAUUGGUAUUGAAGAGUUAUGGAAUAGUGGAUGUAGAACAAGAAGAAGCUUAUGGUGAUAUUACUCUCAAGGUUACUCCUUCACAGUUAUCAAAGGCUGAUACAUAAUGUAACUAAAUGUUAUGAUGAUGGCUAGUAUUAAGUUAUAU
Hibiscus syriacus is the source of this 2137-nucleotide messenger RNA. RefSeq names its product sister chromatid cohesion 1 protein 3-like. The transcript is spliced from 13 exons. The coding region runs from base 45 to 2096 and encodes 683 amino acids. The record is from RefSeq and is a predicted model, not a curated record. Gene Ontology annotation, molecular function: protein binding; chromatin binding. NCBI's taxonomy places the organism in Eukaryota, Viridiplantae, Streptophyta, Magnoliopsida, Malvales, Malvaceae. Gene Ontology annotation, biological process: replication-born double-strand break repair via sister chromatid exchange; synaptonemal complex assembly; mitotic sister chromatid cohesion. Gene Ontology annotation, cellular component: synaptonemal complex; cohesin complex.